Ailuropoda melanoleuca (giant panda) is the source of this 3456-nucleotide messenger RNA. RefSeq names its product myelin protein zero like 1 (gene MPZL1). The record is from RefSeq and is a predicted model, not a curated record. The annotation marks the transcript as partial. The transcript is spliced from 6 exons. Gene Ontology annotation, cellular component: cell surface; plasma membrane; focal adhesion. Lineage: Eukaryota; Metazoa; Chordata; Mammalia; Carnivora; Ursidae.
AUACUCCUACCUUCCUUGCCCUUCUGUUCCUUCAUUGUAUUCAGCGAGGACUACAGCUUUGGGGAGACCCUGCCAUCUCUUUUCAUCUACUCAGUGUUUGGUGGACAACUCAGCAGGGACCUUCACCCUCCUGAUCCAGUGACCACUGGCACGUCAGCCUUGGAGGUAUAUACGCCGAAAGAAAUCUUCGUGGCAAAUGGGACACAAGGGAAGCUGACAUGCAAGUUCAAGUCUACUAACACGACCGGCACGUUGACCUCGGUCUCCUGGAGCUUCCAGCCAGAGGGGACCGACACCACCGUGUCGUUUUUCCACUACUCCCAAGGGCAAGUGUAUCCUGGGAAUUACCCACCGUUUAAGGACAGAAUCAGCUGGGCUGGAGACCUCGACAAGAAAGAUGCAUCAAUCAGCAUAGAAAAUAUGCAGUUUAUACACAACGGCACCUAUAUUUGUGACGUCAAAAACCCUCCUGACAUUGUUGCCCAGCCUGGACACAUUAGGCUAUAUGUCGUAGAGAAAGAGACCUUGCCCGUGUUUCCGGUUUGGGUGGUGGUGGGUAUAGUCACUGCCGUGGUCCUAGGUCUCACUCUCCUCAUCAGCAUGAUCCUGGCCGUGCUCUACAGAAGGAGAAACUCUAAACGGGACUAUACCGGGUGCAGCACGUCUGAGAGCGUGUCUCCGGUUAAGCAGGCCCCGCGGAAGCCCCCCUCCGACCCCGAGGGUCUAGCGAAGAGCCUGCCUGCCGCGUCCCACCAGGGCCCAGUCAUAUACGCGCAGUUAGACCACUCUGGUGGACAUCACAGCGACAGGAUUAACAAGUCAGAGUCUGUGGUGUACGCGGACAUCCGGAAAAAUUAAGAGAAGAUCUAGAACAUACCCUAAGCAAGAAACAAACGAAAUGGGACGCUUGUGCAGAAAAUGGAACCCAUAGCCACGUGUGGCCUUGGAGAGCCGGGCAAGGACCAACACAGUUUAUUCAUGGAAAGAGAAAAAGAUGUGUAUAAAGGAUGUGUAUAAAUAUUCUAUUUAAUCCGAUAUGGGGAGCCAAUGUUGCAUGACGAAAAGAUGGUAUGAUUCUACGGAUAUAUAAAUUGUCUUGCUGUUUUGUACUUUCUUUCAGCAUCCUUUCCAGUUGGGAAAAGUCAGAAACAUUCCUGUCGCUGUCAUUUAGGCGUGGUUUGCCUUCGUGGAGACGGUAGCAGAUCUUCCGUAUUUCAGUAGACCUGGCCCUUUUAUCUAAGGGCUUAACCAGUCGUAGCAUUGAUCGUGGUUGGAGUGGAGACACUGUGAUGGCAGCAUGCCCGGGGGGCCUCUAACCCAGUGUUAACCCCACCUCUUGGGCUCUAGGAUUUAGAAAACCUCCCUUAGCCAUACCACUUGAAGUUUGAGAAGUUUUUGUUGGUGUUUUUCCUCUCUCAAAUACAGGGCAGUUUUUUGCUUUAAAUGUUGUGAGACCGUGAGACCGACUUUAAUGUUAAAUCCUUUAUCGUAUCAGUUUGUGCAUUUGUCAUAGCAAGACCAGCAAAGGAUAAAUGCCAAGGUCACCUCUUUCUAGGUACGUUUAGAUCGAUAACAAAUACAUGACUGAAGUGGGAACCUAGGCCUUGCUGGAGGAGCACUGUACCAUUUGGAGAGUAAAAGGUACCACUUACGUUCAUUGCCCAAGUCCCUCCUGCUCAAAAUAAGGGUCCCCAUACAGCCAAAGGAGAGGAAUUUUAUUUCCUUUUAAGUAGGCACAAAUGGGAUCAGUAGAAGCCAGUCUAGCAUCCCAGAGCCGUCUCCAGAGAAUCAUACUUGUAAAAGCUUCCAUCAUGAUUCCGGCAAGAGGCGGCAUUGGUCAUGGUUCUGUAAUAGCUUCACGGUGCCUCAAAGGUAAAGAGAGUCUAGAUUUUUAAAUCAGCAGGUAGGGUUAUUAGCACUUCUACUCUGGAAGUUUCUUCUCUGUUACUGUUUUUGGAGUUUUGGGUGGGGUUUUUUUGGUUUUUCUUUUUUGUUUGUUUUUACUUUUUUCCCCCCCACUUUUUCCCAUUAUAUGGAAUUGAUAAACAAUGAGACGAGGAAGAAUUUGGGUAUCCUUUCUAAGAAUUCAUCUUCUUCCAUUGACUACCCUCCUUACCCCGUCUCAAGCCAAUGAGUUUAUCUUUUACUGGGAAUGAAAAAUGUGGCGAAGAUCAGCGAACCCUUCUUUUUAUUGUCAUUCCCCCCUUUUCCUGGAUUAUUUUGUUUUAACAGAAUUUCUUUUCCACUUAAAAUGAAGUGGAACACCCUGGUCGGGGUCAGGAUACCGGCCAGCGGGUCACAGAACACCUUCGGGUAAUGCUGGUUUUCCUGCCGUUGCGCCUGAGGCAUGCCCGGAGCAGCUCCCUUGGCCUCUCCGUCUUCUGUCCCCUUCGUGAGGGAAACUGAGGCCGAGUGUCUGCGUGCUCCCGGAGGGCCUUGGGUACAGAGGUAUGCGCGAGGUGAUAAUGCAGGAAGGGUCUAUGAGCUUUGACACUAAUCCCUGUCCGGCCGUGUGGCCUUGUAUUUCCCGAGGCCCCCCUUGCUGUGAUGGCCCCGGGGCUCACCCAAGAUGUUUCUGCAAGGCGGGCGACUUUGCCUUGCUCCCCAAAACUUCCCUGCAUCCGUUCCGAGAACUGCAGGAGGCUCCGAAGACCUGUGUGUGCGUGUGUGUUUGGGGGGGGGUUGCUGGGAUUGUCCCCCUUCUUCCAUCGGAUGCUGAGAUGACAACAUUCUUGGGGCGCUUUUGCCACCGUGAGACUUGGACAGCUGACCAGGACUGUUGUAAGGCAGAAAGUUCACCAAUUGUUGAGAGACCAAGUGCAUGCGAUGUUUCCUUGCAGUUGUUUGUUGCAGAGAAAAGGGGCCUCCUCCGUCCGUCCCCCCCCACCCCGCCGGGUCCUGUGAAUAAAGGAGACCCUCCUAAUACCUCCUGAGAGUGACAGUCCCGAUUGCUUGUGAAGCUGCCACCCCAGGGCACCAGCGCUGCGCCCCCUCUAGCGACUCCCACCGGCCUCCACCCCACCUCGCUGCCCCCCUGCUGCCUCCCCCCACCUCCUCCGCCAGCCAGCGUCAUUCUGGGACUGUGGGGCAGGCUUGGGUAGAGCACCUCAGCCUCGGGGCUUUCUCCUAAACUCCUCUGGGUUUUUGGCCCUUCGCCUUGGUUCCCAGCAUUGCGUGCCAGGCCCCAGAUGACAGCAGUGGGGUUGCCCUCAGCCCGCGGAGCUGCCCUUCCCAUGUCUAAUUAUUGGCAGAACGAGACCUUUUAACAUUCCGUGUGAUCAGGGACCACCCAGAAGGGAUCACUUCGAGGUGAAAAUCCCAGACCACCUGUAGGUUUUCAGUAGAAAUGUAUCCAGCUCGGGAAAAAGCAUCAAGUUCAUUAUUAUUUUUUGGUUUUUUCCUUCUUCAGAAUUGUACUUUUGUGAAUAUUUUAAUACAUCUUUUUCAAUUACCGAA